Messenger RNA from Oppia nitens, 1535 nucleotides. It is a transcript of the gene stck, whose product is annotated as LIM and senescent cell antigen-like-containing domain protein 1. Gene Ontology annotation, cellular component: cytoplasm; focal adhesion; cell-cell junction. Lineage: Eukaryota; Metazoa; Arthropoda; Arachnida; Sarcoptiformes; Oppiidae. Gene Ontology annotation, biological process: cell-cell adhesion; positive regulation of substrate adhesion-dependent cell spreading; positive regulation of integrin-mediated signaling pathway. Bases 428 to 1426 code for a protein of 332 amino acids. The record is from RefSeq and is a predicted model, not a curated record. The transcript has 7 exons.
AUUUAAUCCGUUUGAAGUGCUGCUGAUAAUCGUCAAAGUGAUCGACAAGUUUUUAUACCUCUAAAACAAAAUGUUUUAAACAUAUGUCCAUCUGUGACACACUGUAUAUAUUAUACUGUAGUAUUAGUUAACAUAAUAAACACACAUUUUUCCAAUAGUAUCGGUGCUCUGAAAAACCUGUGCUAUAAUAGCCUACACUAGGGGUGGGGUCUCUCUCCUCUCACAUUAGCCCUAACCUGACGUCAAGUACAUAGCCAUACAAACUGAAUGACUUUCAUAGAGAAGAGAGAGAGAGAGAGAGUCUAUAGUUUUAUGAAACAGUUUUAAUGAAUUAGUAAAGGAUUUGUUUGUUUUUUUGACUGUGUCUUCAAAUUUCGCACACAUCUGGUCAACAAAUUGUGUCCAAAAUCGCCGAUAUUGUCCAACAAUGUCGUCGAGUACUUCCAAUAUGUUUUGCAGCCGAUGUAAUGAGGGUUUCGAGGAAAGAGAAAAGAUUGUCAAUUCAGGUGGUGAGGUAUGGCAUCAGUCGUGUUUUGUUUGUGCCCAAUGUUUUCGUCCGUUUAGUAAAGACGCGAUUUUCUACGAGUUUGAGGGCCGGAAGUACUGCGAACACGACUUCCACGUACUGUUCGCCCCGUGCUGUGGAGCCUGUCAUGAGUUUGUCAUCGGUCGAGUAAUUAAAGCGCUUAACAACAAUUGGCAUCCGAUGUGCUUCCGGUGCGAGUUAUGUCAGACAGCACUCGCCGAUCAGGGAUUCUUCAAGAAUAAGGGUCGCGCCCUCUGUAAUGACUGUAAUAAUAAAGAAAGAGCCGCAGCUGUCGGCAAAUAUAUAUGCUUUAAGUGCCAUUCAAUUAUCGACGAGGGGGCGCCCAUUAAAUAUAAGGGCGAACCAUACCAUCCGUAUCACUUUAACUGCAAAAACUGUGGCCAAGAACUAAACUCGGACGCCCGGACCAUCAAAGAGGAACUCUAUUGUCUCCGAUGUCACGACAAAAUGGGUAUUCCUAUAUGCGGUGCCUGUCAUCGACCUAUUGAGGAACGUAUUGUUACGGCAUUGGGCAAGAACUGGCACGUCGAGCACUUUGUCUGUGCCAAAUGUGAAAAGCCAUUUUUGGGUCACAGACACUACGAAAAGAAAGGGUUGGCCUAUUGUGAGACACAUUAUCACCAAUUGUUUGGCAAUCUAUGCUUUGUCUGUAAUCAAGUAAUACAGGGGGAUCAGGUGACAGCAUUGAACAAAGCCUGGUGUGUGGACCACUUCCAGUGUUCGUGGUGUGACACCAAACUCAGCCAGAAGUCCAAGUUUUAUGACGUCGACCUCAAGCCUUGCUGUAAGAAUUGCUAUUCAAAGUUCCCGACAGAACUGAAAAAGCGGCUCAAAAAACAAUACACUGAAAGAACAAUUACCACCAAAAGUAUUCUUUAAAGAAUGGGAGAGAGAGAGACAAACACAGACAUCCCAUUAGUUCAUAAUUUACUUAAUAUAAUAAACAAUAUAUUAUUAUUAUUAUAUAAUAAUGUUAUACUAAGUUAUU